AUGGCUCCAACCGUGGCCGAGUCCUGGCCGGAAGCUAUUCUCGGACAGCUUCAGCUGUGGUACGGACUCGUAUCGUUGGUGGUGUUUGUAUCGUCUAUCGCGUUGCACAGCGUAUGGGAUGUUCGCCGUGGCGCGGAACUCAUCCCACCAAUGGUAACCGGUCCCGGCGGGCGACCAUUGCCUGCGACACGCCGCAAGUCCCAGGACACGUCGAGCGUCGCAUUUACGCCCAAUCUGGAAAUCAGCAGGCAUAUUAGGCGACUAUACUGUUACGCCAGCUCCAGCGUCGGACUUUCUUUUUUAGCCAACUUUAUCAGCGUCAUCGCACACACUCUUGAGGAAUCAAGGAAUCUCGAUACCAAAUACAGCUGGUGGUGUGGUGAAGAGACUUCCCGGGUGGUCAACUUUCUUGUUCCAAACCAGAUCGGAAACAUCACUGAUGCGUUUGAAUCGAAGAACGGACUGCCUUGGCUAGAGAUUCUGACCCUGAUCUUCUACAAAGUCUUGCAAGGUCAGGGUGGCCUACUAGGGUCUGUAAGGUCUCUCAUCUGGAUCCCAGUCUCUCAGUACUCCUACCGUGCUCUCACAACUGCAGCUUUCGAGCAUGUUCAUUCGCUCUCGCUGGAUUUUCAUCUCGGCAAGCGUACGGGUGAAGUUCUAUCUGCACUAAACAAGGGUGCUGCCAUCAACUCCUUUUUGGAGCAGGUCACAUUUCAGGUUUUCCCGAUGCUGGUCGAUCUUCUCGUUGCCAUCGUCUACUUCCUUUUCCGAUUUGGCGCCAUAUAUGCUACCAUUGCUGCCGUCAUCACUGUCUAUUACCUACAUAUGACUGUCAAGAUGGCAUCGACCCGUGCAGAUUUGCGGCGAGAUAUGGUUAACGCUGACCGCGAAGAAGAAGCUGUGAAGAACGAUUCCAUAACCAGUUACGAAACAGUCAAAUAUUUCAACGCAGAGGCUUUUGAGUUCAACCGCUAUCGCAACGCUAUCAAGAGCUUCCAAGUCGCAGAAGCCAAGGUGACAUGGGGCAUGAACAACAUGAACAUUUGUCAGGCACUUGUUUUCAUGUGUGGCAUUCUGGUCAUGCUCAUGGUCGCAGCUGUCGAGGUCAACCAGGGAAUGCGAUCUGUGGGUGAUUUUGUCGUUAUGACCACCUAUUUGGGCCAGUUGCAAGGCCCGCUCAAUUUUUUUGGCUCGUUCUAUCGGACAGUCCAGCAAGCCAUGAUUUCUGGCGAGCGUCUUUUAGAACUCUUCAAGAUCCGGCCAACCGUGGUAGAUCGCCCAGGCGUCAAGACCCUGUCGCAGUGCCGCGGCCAUAUCCGAUGGACGAACGUCAAGUUCUGGUACGAUGCAAAACGCACUGCUCUUCGCGACCUCUCUUUUGACUGCUGGCCUGGGACUACGACGGCUUUUGUUGGCGAGUCGGGAGGUGGCAAGUCGACAAUUUUCCGGCUCAUGUUUCGCUACUAUAAUUGCCAAGGAGGCUACAUCGAAAUUGACGGCAACAACGUUGAAGAUGUCACGAUCGACUCGGUGAGACGUCACAUCGGUGUUGUGCCACAGGACACAAUUUUGUUCAAUGAGACGAUCAUGUAUAACCUCAAGUACGCCAAUCCCAGCGCAUCAAAUGAAGAAGUUUUCGACGCCUGCAGGGCUGCAAGCAUUCACGACCGGAUCCUAUCAUUUCCCUACGGCUAUAAUACAAGAGUCGGAGACCGUGGCACCCGGCUGAGUGGCGGUGAGAAGCAACGCGUGGCAAUUGCUCGCACCAUUCUCAAGAACCCCAAGAUCAUCAUGCUGGACGAAGCCACCUCCGCUCUUGACAGUGAGACCGAGCAGCAGAUCCAGGCGAAAUUGAUCCGUGGCGGUAGCCUGGGCCAAGAUCGUACUCUCCUGAUCAUUGCUCACCGGUUGUCAACCAUUACACACGCGGACCAAAUUAUCGUGCUCCAUGCCGGGGGCAUUGUCGAGAGGGGCACACACAAUGAGCUGCUGGAGCUGAGAGGCCGGUACGCGUCUAUGUGGGAGAAGCAGUCUCAGGCGGAGCAGGCUGCAGUUGCGGCUCGCGACGCAACGGUACGGGCGAAUCAGCUUCUGCGCCAGGCACACAUCAGUAACAGCCCUAUACAACGUCGCGGUGGUGAUGAAAAUUCGGAUGGCUAUACUAGUCUGUCAUCAUCAACCGUCCUUGCGACUGGGACGACGACACCGAGACAAGGAAGCAUCGCACGGUCCCCAGAUUCCUCAGAUGACGACCAACGCCCUCCAGCACAUUGA
Grosmannia clavigera kw1407 is the source of this 2274-nucleotide messenger RNA. RefSeq names its product vacuolar ABC heavy metal transporter. The transcript has 3 exons. Gene Ontology annotation, biological process: transmembrane transport. The record is from RefSeq and is a predicted model, not a curated record. Gene Ontology annotation, cellular component: membrane. Lineage: Eukaryota; Fungi; Ascomycota; Sordariomycetes; Ophiostomatales; Ophiostomataceae. The coding region runs from base 1 to 2274 and encodes 757 amino acids. Gene Ontology annotation, molecular function: ABC-type transporter activity; ATP hydrolysis activity; ATP binding.